GCCGGACGCCCCCCCAGCCGGCCGCCAGUGGUCGGGGAGCCAGGACUCCCAGCUCGGCCCCCCCAGCCGGGAUCCCAGUGCCGACCGGGCCCCCCCGGCCUUCGCCGCCCGCACCCGCCGCAGCAACAGCUCGGAGGCCCUGAUCGAGCGGGGGGCUCCCCCUGAAGACCCCCACUUCCGCGGUCCCCCCCGACCCCCCUACGCUGAGAUCCUGCUGGACUAUUACCUGGAGCGCCAGUGCUGGCCGGCCGGGGACCACCUCUCGCGCCGCGAUGCCCCCCCGCCUCCUGGUUGGGGGUACCCCGAGAGCCCCCUGCCGCGCCGGGCGGGACGCGCCAAGUCCUGCGGGCCCCCUCCCCAGAGCCAGCCGCCCCCGGCCCCCCAGCGCCCGCCCCGGGCCGUCCACAAAGCCUUGGCCCUGGAGGGGCUCCGGAACUGGUACCUGCGUAACGCCGGGGGAGCGGGGGGGGCCUGCCCCCACCCCGGGACAGGAGACGGGGGCCCCCCCCGCGGCUGGCCCGAACCCCACCCCCGGCCGGAGACGGGGGGCUACCUGCCCCAUUCGCUGAGCUACGCCGGGCAGCCGCUGCAGGGCAGGUAUGGGCGCCGGGGGGGCUGGCAGCCCUGACUUAAGGUUGGGGGGCCUAGGGGACCGAUCAGCCCCCCCAUUGCUCCCCCGCAGCAGGGGUACACCUGCUAGAGGGGGGUGUUUGGGGGACGGGGGAGGCUCUCGCGUCUCUUGCUAGCGCGUCAGCCUUUCGUCAGCUGCUCCCCGCCCCACCUCCACGGGCAGCGUUGGGGGGGGGGGAAAGGACCCAGGCGUCCGGGAGUGGGUAUGUG
Molecule: messenger RNA, 840 nt
Organism: Chrysemys picta bellii (western painted turtle)
Lineage: Eukaryota; Metazoa; Chordata; Testudines; Emydidae
Source: RefSeq, a predicted model, not a curated record